CGAAGCGCGUGCUGGAAAAGCCGAGGCGUAGGGCUGAGAGCAGCGCGAGCACCGGAGAUCUGCAACAGGGGCAUCACUCGUCACAACAUCCAGCCUCUUAUCCGCCCUCUCUCCAUUUUGUCAAGGUUUUUAAGCUUUAUCGUUGGACUCUGAAUCGCGGUGAGCGGUAGGAGCCGGGCUCAUUAGCGAGGCUUUUGUUAGCCCGUUUUGGGGGGCAGUUACUGUUGCCAGUCGGUGGGGGGCCGCGUUAUCACCUUUCGGUUAUUGGGGAGGCAAAACGGCAGCCUCUCACCGCGUGCUAGUCAAAAAGCGAUUUUAGGUGUCUUUAGUCGUAUCCCAGUGGUAUAUUGUAUCUAGUCGGACCGGAAUAACGGCGCUUUUCAAAUAAAGGUGAAAAUUUGCUGCAGCUCUUUGUGUGGAUUUAGCUUCGUUUCCCCGUCGCUCGACCUGAAGUUCCGCACUCCGAUCUCCAAAACAUGUGCUCCCGGGUGUGGUUUAUCACAGACCGGCGGAUCAGCCAGGAGUACCCGCAGGUCCAGAUCCUGCGAGCGCUGAAGGAGCGCUGCGUCGAGGACGAUGUUGAAUUCCGCUAUCUCCUAAUGGAUGAGAUCGUCUUGACCAUCACGGACUGGCAGCUCGGUCUACGGGUUGGGCAAGAGAUUGUGACCUCGUACCCACAGGUUGCAGUGGUGCGCGUUCCGACCCCAUGGGUCCAGUCGGACAGUGACAUCACUGUCCUGCGUCACCUGGAGAAGAUAGGCUGCCGUCUGGUCAACCGCCCACAGGCCAUCCUUAACUGUGUCAAUAAGUUCUGGACCUUCCAGGAGCUCGCUGGGCACGGAGUCCCUCUGCCGGACACUUACUCCUACGGGGGACAUGACAACUUCCGCAAGAUGAUCGAUGAAGCGGAGCCUCUAGGUUACCCUGUGGUGGUGAAGAAUGCUCGCGGACACAGAGGUAAAGCUGUGUUCUUGGCCCGAGAUAAGCACCACCUCUCAGACCUUUGUCACCUGAUUCGCCAUGACGCCCCAUACCUGUUUCAGGAGUAUGUAAAGGAGAGCCAUGGGCGGGAUGUGCGAGUGGUACUGGUUGGCGGGAGAGUGAUUGGAUCCAUGCUGCGCUGCUCUACUGAUGGACGCAUGCAGAGCAACUGCUCUCUGGGUGGUGUGGGAAUGAUGUGCCCCCUCAGUGAGCAGGGCAAGCAGCUGGCUGUGCAGGUGUGCAACAUUUUGGGAAUGGACGUGUGUGGGAUCGACUUGCUGCAGCUGAACGAUGGCUCCUUUGUGGUGUGUGAGGCUAAUGCCAAUGUGGGCUUCAUCGCUUUCGACCAGGCCUGUGGCAUGGAUGUGGCGGGCAUCGUGGCCGACUACGCCCUCUCCCUGCUGCCAAGCCGCCUCAGCAGGAAAAUGUCACUGCUUUCUGUAGUUUCCAGCACCAGUGAAACAAGCAGCGAGCCCGAGGUGCUUAUUCCCACUGAGGUGAUCAUCCCCAGAGAGGUGUGUAUCCCCAACGAGAUCUGCCCACCUGGUGCUACAUGUGCCAUCCCCGACGGCGUCUCCACCAUGAGCACAAGCUCCACCUCCAGUGAGAGUGAGGUGGAUCUAAACGAAACAGGCCCUGCCCCUGUCGCCACUGAUCCCACCUACAAUAUCAACUCCCUACUCGCGAGUGAGAUAAAACUGUUGACUGAGUGAGCUGGAAUCACAGCCACAAACACACACACACACACACACACACACACACACACACACGCAUACACAAACAUUGCAGAGCGACACACAUACUGAAGUGGACAUGAUACAGAUGCACAUGUGUAAUCAUACUAACCCUCCUUGUAAACCCCUGUCUGAGGCUGCUCCCCUGAUGUUUCUUUUCCAUUGACAGACUAUAGAAUUAUUCAAGUGUACAGUGCAGUUUGGAAGUGCACUAGAUCGUGUACACUCCAGCUAGGCUGUGGUGCACCAGCUGAAUAUGCGUUUGCCACUAAUUUGAGGGUGCAUGUACUGUAGAGUGGUUUUAUCGGGAAAAGAUUCCCAUAUGUAAUCUUUCAGCUACACAUCCAACUGGAUUCUGAUGUACAUACUGUGGGUUAGGGUAAACAAACUCAAGGACAUUUUACAAUUUGUAUUAAAAAAGAGAAUUAAUGAAUUUUGUCUGUUACAAACCCUUUGGUGAAGGCUGGCUAAAGGUAGAAUGCUUUUUGUGUGUGGGUGGGAGAGAGAGUGCAACAGAAUGGACCCAAAUUCAGCUGCCCACUGUGAUACAAAGGCAUGUGCCUCCCUGCCCUCAGAGAACACAUAAAGGGACAGCAAAUUUAAAAACUGGAAAGUUUAGUUGGAUGGCCCCUCAAUCUCUUUAAAGCAAGAAUGAGUAUGACUUAUCUUGGGCUGUUGCAAUGGCUACCUGUAGUUAAUGAAUUUACUGCUGAUAGGAUAUGCAUAAAGAUUUCACUUGCUCUGAUAGUGUCAGCAAGAAUUGAGUGACUCAAUAAACAUUUACAUUCCUAAAUGUGCAAGUGAGAAUUUGGUGCACAGGAACUGGCCCUAAAUCAAUUCUCAUGAGCAUCACUUACCUGGUAAUUCUGUAAAUUAGGCCUCCAUUUUAAGAAUCCUUGUUAUGCACCAUUUUGAACUAGUUGAAACAUGUACAUGGAUUGGUCCUACAGAAGGUAAUGUGACAAGCAUAAUUUUACAAUGUCAAGUAUUCAGAUCUGCAAUUGACCACAUGCCAAUCUGCAUGUCUGUCACCUUAAAGGCAAAUCAUUAUCUUCCACAUAUUAGGGUCUGAGCAGUGAGUUGCAUAGAGCUAGAGAAAGUAGAAUUUUAAAUUCUAAUGUUUUUACCACGAGGGCUGAACAUUUUGCCAACACUAAACGCUGAUGAUGAAUAAGCCAUUUGUCUUCAACGAUUUGUUUGUACAUAAAUCUUGCAACAAUAAAACUGAAGUGUCAACUCAAAUGGGUGCUAAAACGUCUCUUAAUUCAGCCCAGUGGUUCAAAAGCCAAUGGUAACCAGAAAGAAAAACAGGAAUUGUAUUGAUUUAAAUCUCCAUUUAUUUGCAGUACUCUUCUCAGGAUAUAUUAGUGCAUAGAUCAUUUCACAAGUCUAAUUAUUUUCUUUAACUUUAAGCAACUCUAGAAACAUCUGGACAUUCUCACUGAAAUUUAAGAAUCCAGAUCAUAUUUGAACCAAACUCGGCACAUUUAUAUGCACAUUCGCAUGGAGUCUUAAGGUUUAAGACAAAAUGCACAUAACAAUAAACCUCAAAUUCACCAUGGACCAAACUCACAAUCCAGACCAGCUCGAAUGGUUUACAAUGUUAGAAGUCACACAGUUAAGAUCAAUGAAAAUGCAGUUCAUGCUGUGAUUCAGAAUUUGAGUGAACUUUACAGUAAAGUUAAAAUUUAGAUGAUCUUCUGUUUACAGUAAGACUGUAGGUUUUAAAUUAGUCAACUCAGGGAAGCAGCCUUGAUCAAAUUCCUCUCCUUUGGAACAUGUGACAUUCAUGCUUGACAGUCCUGCCUAUGUAUUUCAAUAAACAAAUGGACAAACAAUUAUAAAAUAUUAAGAAAUUGAUGCUGUGAGACCAGACAGUUACACUUCUUGUUUUAUAAUAUUUAGUGUUCUGUUGUCUUUUGUUGUCCUUUAUUUAUAGUUUUUCUUCUCUUGAAAAAGGAAAAACUGGUUUGUAUGCGAUAAUCUUGCUUGGGAAAGACGAUGAGUGAUGACUGGUUUUAGUGUGAGUUUUUCGAACAGAUAUUUACCACCUGAUACGCACACACUCUUCUCACCGCCGCCUCAAGCGCAGUGUUUUGCCGUCUUGUGUGUGAUGUGUUCCAUCAUUCCAUGCGACCAGAGACUUGCUUUCUCUACCUGAUCCCACACAAGAACAAGUGUCCCUGUAAAUUCUGACACUUUUCGGUGUUUGGUAUAACAUGCCAUAUGGUUGUCGAACUCUUACACGCUCUGCCUCCACUUCCAGUGCAACACAACAGGAAGUUUCCUCCCCAUGUUUAGUUUCAAACCUGUGUCACUACAAAUCAAAAUACUUAGUUCAAAAUUCAUUCAGAAUGGAGAGAUGAAUCUUAAAUAACAGAUGCCUGUGUGAAACACCCACAGCAGAUUUUACACUCCCGCGUCUGAACUGAGAGCUAAAAUGGCAUCAUUUGAUCUGCCACAGUGGAAAACAUCGACUUCAACUAAACCAAGUACUGAUCAUUCUGAUUGAAAAGGUACCACAAUACUCCCUGAUUUAUGUGAAUUAAGCGUUUUAUUCAUUGGCAAUUAACAGUGUCUAAAAUGGAAAAACAACAGUUGCUGCUAAUGAACACUUAACUCACUGGUAUGGAAAAGGGAAAUGUUUAGAGACUGCGUGUUCAUUUCAUUGCCUUUUUUUUUUUUUUUUUAAGUGGGAAACAAAAUGCCAAAAACCAAGAUAAGUUGUAUAAUUCAAAACAAGAAUUUACUAGUGAUGGAACGCUAACAUUGAUGUUAUGUUAUGCCAUAAUAAUAACGAUAAUAACAACAAUAAAGACAUUUUAAAAAUGUCCAGAACCUGAAAA
Messenger RNA from Myxocyprinus asiaticus (Chinese sucker), 4561 nucleotides. Its product is annotated as beta-citrylglutamate synthase B. Gene Ontology annotation, biological process: protein modification process. NCBI's taxonomy places the organism in Eukaryota, Metazoa, Chordata, Actinopteri, Cypriniformes, Catostomidae. The coding region runs from base 477 to 1694 and encodes 405 amino acids. Gene Ontology annotation, cellular component: cytoplasm. The transcript has 5 exons. The record is from RefSeq and is a predicted model, not a curated record. Gene Ontology annotation, molecular function: ligase activity, forming carbon-nitrogen bonds; metal ion binding; ATP binding.